CAGGUCGGGACACACUCAUUUCAGGCGACUGGUCGGGCGAGACGAGAACUCUUUCGCCUCGAAUCACUCCCCCCGUUGGUAGAAUCGCCCCUACCUCCGAAGCUCAGCCAAGUUGGUUGCAAUCUCAGUUGCCAUAGUGACUUCACCGAGUGGUCGGUCAAGGCGGGGUGGCGACAAAUGGGCCGAGUUGCCCGACCGGCAGAAGAGACGAGUGAAGGGAGGAGUCGACCUGGGGGCCGUGAUGGUCGCAUGUGCCCAUGCGACUGUGGCUGCCAGGCCAACUCGGGGGCAACAGACCUGCGACUGGACGACAACGGAGUCUGUCUCCUUCUGGCCGAUUCUCUCGCACCUCCCGAAGCUUCGUUCCAUCUUCAAGGGUCACAUGUGCAGCCGUUGCCAAGAGGCCAGACUCACCAUCCGGUCGGCUUCACAGAAUUGGAGGAGUCGAACUGUUGCUACCAUCACGUCGAGUCGGACGAGUCGUACGCUCAUCGGCCGAAUGACGACUGGCCGAGGCGACAGGACCCCUCCGAGGAGCUCUUUGUGCUGCAGCGCUCUGAUGGUCUGUGGAGCAAACAGUUGACAACCGAGCUCGUGGAACUGGUUUGUCAGUCGCCACAAGUCGAUGGCUGCAGGCUGGAAACAAAACAGCCAGACGAAGACUCCCAACCAGACCAGCAUCACUCACAAUUCAGGCCUUGUCAGACCUACCAGCCUCUCGAGUCUCAGCAGCAACACUCUCUUCUUUACGAAGACGCUGUUGCUAGACCGAGUACACAGAACAGACAAACUCAACAUCAACACCAGCAGUUGAGCACAACCAAUCUGAUAACUCAGUCCUCCUCCUCCUCUUCAACCUCGAGGCGAAGUAGAUCCGCACCGCCCGGAUCAGAGACUGGCACCACGGAUACUACAGCCUCUGAGGAGGCAACUACAAGCAGUCCUGCCAGUGUACGUCGUGCCUCACCUCGUCAGCAGCCUCUGGUCAGCUUGUCGACAGGCACGGUUAAUGAGAUGGUCACUGACGCAGUUGUGGUAUCCAUUUCGAACAAUUCUUGGUCCGUCGCAGCCGCCACAACUGCCAGUGUAGACCUGGUUGACAGUGUUCGAACGAGUCGGUCUGAUGGAGUCGGACCGGCUUCGACGGAAGGGGACACAGGGGAGCAGAAACAUGACGAACUUUAUGCAAAUCAUGCCAGGCUGGAGGUGAAGUUGAAUAGAGAAUCCAAAGAGAAUGUAUCAGUACAAGGCAAUAAAGGCGGCGAAACACUUGUUGCUUCUUCACCGGCUAUUUGUUGUCGAGGUGGCCACUCUAUCAAUGAUCCAAAUGAGACGGAUGAGUUCAGAAUGGUAGAUGAAAUGGAGGUAAAGUACUUCUCCAUAAGAUGGUGUAGACAAAUUCAUCUCUUAGACCGAUAA
Molecule: messenger RNA, 1419 nt
Organism: Protopolystoma xenopodis
Lineage: Eukaryota; Metazoa; Platyhelminthes; Monogenea; Polystomatidea; Polystomatidae
Source: the annotation of a GenBank genome assembly